AACAUCCGGAAUGGCUGAAUUCCCAAAUCUUGGCAAACAUUGUAGCUUAGAAGGUUGUAAGCAAAUAGAAGUUCGAAGAUCUACAUACCAAAGAAAGAAUUAAAAACUCUAGCACUAUGAGGAGAAGUUACAGUAAUCUUCAUGACAUUGUUGACAAUUUACGUUUUGGAUCUGAAAAAUAUUUCCAAACAUUUAUUGAAAAGAAAGGAGAUCUAAAUCUCAGUGAUGGAUAUGGAAGAACCCUCUUGAUGUGGAGUGUUUUGGAUGGAAAAACCCAACGGGUUCAAGCCUUGAUUGAUGCAGGGUGUAGGUUGAAUCUAGGGGAUAGAAAUAAAGAUACAGCAUUAAUGCAUGCUGUCCAGACUUCUAAUAUAGAGAUUACUCAAGUACUGGUUUUGCAUGGUGCCAUAAUAAAUACUAUAAAUGAGGAAAACUCCACACCACUUAGUGAAGCAGUACAACAGAAUAACUUACAAAUGGUUAAACUUCUAUUAUUGUAUGGAGCAGACAGCAAUUACAUUUGUGGUCAUAGGCAUUUACAAAAUAUUAGAACUGCAUUGACCACUGCCAUAGAGAAUGACCAAGAGGAAAUAAUUUGUGCCAUUCUCUCUGCCAGACAGACAAAUGUUAGUCUACAUUUGAGUGUUUGUAUUCAAAGUCACAAUUUGGGAACAUUUCAAUUUUUGCUUGCACAUGGAGCAGAUGUCUUUUAUAGUGGUGUCGAGGGAUCUAUUGGUGAAACAAUUCUUAAUGAAUAUCUCAAUGGACAUCUCCAAGCAGAGAAAUUUUUGAUCAGUUUAUUCAAAGAAAAUGGAUUUUGUACAUCCAUUUCAAAGAAGAAUGACAUUAUGAAGUGUCUCAUUCAUCUACAAAAACAAUGCACAUAUUCAAAAACAAAAGAGAAGCUAAUGCCAAUUAUUCUUAAAUAUUUGUUGCCUCUAGGGAUAAUCCCAGAUGCAACAAUAAAAUCAAAAAUAAGCAUGUAUGCUCCAGACACCAGAGGACCUUUACCUAUUCCUUGUCUUCAGAAACUGUGUAGAACAGCCAUCCGAGAGGCAAUGUGUUUUGGAAUUUCAUUAAAGACUGAUAAACUGCCUCUUCCAGUGAGACUGAAAAACUUCAUUUUAUUUGAUGAAAUAGGUUUUAAAAGAUGACUUGUAUACAUGUGGUUGAUAAAGAAAAUCAAAUAUUUGGAA
Messenger RNA from Saccostrea echinata, 1196 nucleotides. RefSeq names its product AN1-type zinc finger protein 1-like. Lineage: Eukaryota; Metazoa; Mollusca; Bivalvia; Ostreida; Ostreidae. Gene Ontology annotation, cellular component: cytoplasm. Gene Ontology annotation, molecular function: protein binding; zinc ion binding. Gene Ontology annotation, biological process: intracellular signal transduction. Bases 117 to 1154 code for a protein of 345 amino acids. The transcript has 2 exons. The record is from RefSeq and is a predicted model, not a curated record.